Molecule: messenger RNA, 1375 nt
Organism: Syngnathus typhle (broad-nosed pipefish)
Lineage: Eukaryota; Metazoa; Chordata; Actinopteri; Syngnathiformes; Syngnathidae
Product: zona pellucida sperm-binding protein 4-like
Biological process (GO): binding of sperm to zona pellucida; prevention of polyspermy
Cellular component (GO): egg coat
Molecular function (GO): acrosin binding; structural constituent of egg coat
Source: RefSeq, a predicted model, not a curated record
CUUUCCAACCUGACCCUAAUCCCCAGACUUGUGAUGUGCCAGGAGUUAAGAAUUCCAUGUGGCAUCUCUGAUAUCUCCCCCUAUGGGUGUGAAGCCAUUAGCUGCUGCUACGAUGGGCGGGAUUGUUACUAUGGGAAAAGUGUGACCAUCCAGUGCACCAAAGAUGCUCAGUUCAUUUUGGUAGUGGCCAGAGACGCCACUCUACCCAGUCUAGACAUUGGGUCGAUUUCAAUGUUGGGAGAUGGUCCUGAAUGCUCACAGAUUGACUCCAAUUCUGCUUUUUCCAUCUACCAGUUUCCAGUGAGUGCCUGCGGUACCAUCGUUGCGGAGGUGGCUGGUAAAAUCAUCUAUGAGAAUAGGAUGACCUCCUCUUAUGAAGUUGGAGUGGGGCCACGAGGUGCCAUAACCAGGGACAGCAGCUUUGAUUUACUCAUCCAGUGUAGAUACACCAGCACCAGUUUGGUGGAGAGUAUGAUUGCAGAAAUGCUACCAUUGCGGAGUUCUCCUUUCUCAGUCGCUGCUUUGGGUCCCAUCAACGUGCGGCUGAAGUUGGGUAAUGGACAUUGUUUCACGCAGGAUUGUAAUGAAGAGGAUGUGGCCUACAACUCUUUCUAUUCGGACUUCGACUACCCUGUGAACAAAAUCUUGAGGGAGAACGUGUAUGUGGAGGUUCAGCUUAUGGACAGGACUGAUCCCAAUCUUGUCCUGAACCUUGGGCGCUGUUGGACCACCACCACUGCCUAUCCGCAUAGCGAUCCUCAGUGGGACAUCAUUGUCAACGGGUGUCCAAACGUUGACGAUCGCUACAUAGCUACCCCGCUUCCUGUCUUGCCUGGCGAUGGUGUGAAGUUCCCGGGUCACCACAGGCGCUUUAUAUUCAGAAUGUUAACCUUUGUUGACCACAACUCACUACAACCCCGGAGUGAACAGGUGUACAUUCACUGUAGCACAUCUGUAUGUAACAGGGCUUCUGGCCAAUCCUGUGAGCCUCGAUGUUACAGGACGAAGAGAGAUGUGUCAUCUGUGAGCCAGAUGAAGGAGGAAACAAGGACUGUGGUUUCUGCUGGACCUCUGAUUAUGGUCAAACCCUGGAGAGGACAUAGAAGAUAUGGCAAUUUGCUACAACCUUUUGGAAAAAAUGCAUUGUCUCGCUAUUAGUGGCAUGGGACGACCAGUCUUGUGUGUUUUUUUUUUUCCCCACAUUGUGUCUCUGGUAAUGAUUUCCUGUAAUCAUAACAAUGUUCAACACAGGACCGAUGCGCACGCCGAUUUUUAAACGAGGUGAGUUCGAUGAACAGCUCUAAGGAAAGGCCAGAAGAAACACUGUGAUGGUUUCACUAGCAGAUUCAAAUAAAUCCAGUGUUUCCCAUCUUUA